This is a messenger RNA of Rotaria socialis, 1389 nucleotides long. NCBI's taxonomy places the organism in Eukaryota, Metazoa, Rotifera, Eurotatoria, Philodinida, Philodinidae. The record is from the annotation of a GenBank genome assembly.
AUGAGUACUGAUGCUGCAACGUCUUCUUCUUCUUCUUCGCCACUUGUGUCGGGUAUGUACCAUCGUCAUGUUGAACAGGAAAAUAACACCGAUGGAUCUCAGUCAAUAAAACCAGAGACAUUGGCUGCUGCUGCUGCUGCUGCUGCUGCUGCAGUAACAACAGAAGAUGAUGACAUGGAACCAUUACCAUCACAACCGAGCGGUGCACAUAUGCUGAUUGAAGAAUCAGUUAUUCAAAAAUUCAUGAUGUGUUUCGAUCGUUUAUUGAUUGGCGUUAAUCCACGCUGGCGAAAUUGGAUUAUCCGAGGCAUAUUUUCAUGGGUUAUGAUUCUUGGUUUCGCUAAAUUAGUAUCGAUGGGACCGUUGGUUGUGUCAUUAGUUGUAUUGCUUAUACAAAUAAAAUGUUUUCAAGAAAUUAUCAAUAUUGGUUAUACAGUUUAUAAAUCUCACAAUUUACCAUGGUUCCGUACAUUAUCAUGGUAUUUCUUAUUUACUUCUAACUAUUGGCUCUAUGGCGAAAGUUUAAUAAAUCAUUUUGGUUUUAUGAUGAAUAAGCAUAACUUUCUGCAACCAUUGGUAACCUAUCAUCGUAUGAUUGCUUUUCUAUUGUAUACUAGUGGAUUUGUCGGAUUUGUAUUAAGUUUAAAGAAGACUUACUAUCUUAAACAAUUUACUUUAUUUGGCUACACACAUAUAACAUUAAUGAUUCUAGUCACAUCGAGUCAUCAAAUGAUACAAAAUAUUUGCGAAGGUAUGAUCUGGUUUCUCUUUCCUGUUUCAUUAAUUAUCUGCAAUGACAUAAUGGCAUAUAUGUUUGGCUUCUUUUACGGUCGUACACCAUUAACAAAAUUAUCGCCGAAAAAAACUUGGGAAGGUUUUAUUGGUGGUGGUGUUUCAACGUUAAUCUUUGGUUUUAUAUUAGCUGGUAUAUUUAGUCGCUAUCAAUUCUUCGUAUGCCCGUUGGAAUAUGAUGAAGAGAAAAUGGGUUUAGCAACGUCAUGUAUACCAUUACCAUUGUUUCAAAAGACAAUUUAUGCGAUGCCAAAACCAUUUUCAUUCUUUAAGCGUACACUCGAACUGUAUCCAUUUCAAUUGCAUUCAUUAAUAAUCUCAUUGUUUGCUUCAAGUAUUGGACCAUUCGGAGGAUUUUUUGCAAGCGGAUUCAAGCGAGCUUUUCGCAUUAAAGAUUUUGCUGCAACAAUACCUGGCCAUGGAGGAUUCGUGGAUCGAUUCGAUUGUCAAAUAAUCAUGGCUUUAUUUACAAAUGUUUAUAUCUCAACGUUUGCACAUGUUGCUUCUCCCAAUAAACUCUUACAACAAGUUCUAGCAUUAACACCGGAAAAUCGCGAAGAAUUUCUUCGAUUACUUCGCAAUCAUUUCAAAGAAUGA